AUGAGCUACAGAGUUUGUUUCGGAGCUGAACUUCGCUGUUAUUAUGUAACGUUAACUCGUCGUGGAAAAUUGUGUUAACAAUGUCUGCCAUGCAAGGAUAAAUUUAACAAAUGAGUUCAUGUCAAUACUGGCAUUUAUUCCACUUAAUGGACGUUAGCUAACAGCUCCAUUAACUGCGCCUAUCGUUAGCUAGCUGUUAAUUUAAAAGCAGCAAAGUUAUGAUACAGAUUGAGAAACUAAAGCACCGAGGUGACGAGGAGGUGGUCAGAGAGCUGUGCUUGGCCAAUGGAGUAUCCUAUGAAAAGAUUGCACAAGAAGGAAGCAAUGUCAGCUCCCUGGAGAUCUUCUUCUCUGGCUUUCCCCGCAUGGUUGGGCUUUCCUUCUUCCCAAGGCUCUGUCAGCUUACCAUAGUGGGCCAGAAUGUAAAACACAUUGAGGGACUUGAGUGCUGUCCUGUGCUUCGGGAGCUGUGGGUAGUCCAGUGCCAUCUGACAGGAAUAUCUGGACUACAUAAUUGUCCACAACUGGAGAAACUCUACCUUUAUGAUAAUCAAAUCUGUGAAAUAAAGAAUUUAGAAAUGCAGAUUAACCUGGAAGUUUUGUGGCUCAACAACAACUGCAUAACUCAGAUACAGGGCUUGAACAUGCUGAAAAACCUUAAAGAACUAAACCUUGCUGACAACAAUAUUGAAAAGAUUGGGCGUAGCCUUGAUCCUAAUGUCAGCCUUCAGAAUCUUAAUCUGUCUGGGAACAAGAUCAGCUCCUUUAAGGAGCUGACCAUGCUUGCUCAUUUACCCCAUCUGAGAGAACUCGCACUAAAGGACCCUACAUCAACCCCAAACCCAGUGUGUCUGCUGUGUAACUACGCCACACAUGUUCUUUACCACAUGCCAGGCCUACAGCAACUUGACACAUAUGACGUUUCGAGCAAGCAAGUCAAGGAGGCAGCUGAGUCGACAGUAAUGAAGAAAAUGAUGUACUACAACAUGCGUGUACGGACAGCUCAGAGGAACCUGGCAGAGAUCCGGCUCAGUCUGAUAGAGAGGAAGAAAACUAUGUUAAAGUUACCAGAGGAAUGCAUCAAAACACUCAAUCACGCCCUCAAAAGUCUUGAACGUGAACUGUCCAAGGUGCCACCUAGUUGUAAGAAGUCUGCCUUUGCGUUGGAGGAUGGAUCAACCCAACUGGUUGAAAGUUCAGCCAACAGAAGUGACUCACCCACUGAUGUCAGUCGCGAUCCUGCCAUGGAGCACAAAAUAUUCCGCAAGAUUGAAGCACUGAGGGACAGACUGGUGCUAUGGACGAGGAAGCUGGAUGAGAUUGAAGCCUGGUAUGAGCGGGACUUGAUGCAAGCCACAAACACAAUGGGAUAUACCAUUCAGUUUCUGUUGAUGGAGCUAGAAAGUGUUGGAAAUAUUCGUUUGGAAGAGGGCUGCUCCACAGACCCUUGGUUUACUUCCUGUUGUGACCUCCUGCAGUCCCGCUUCUCUCAGUCAGACUAUAAGGCUUACAGCAUCACUGGCAUCAAGAUCAAUAGAGUUAUCCGCAUCCACAACAGCGCUUUGAGGCUUCGCUUUGAGGACAAACUUCACACCCUUCUAGCCAGUGACGACUCUGCCAUCUCUUCACAGAAUUACAGACGUCGGCUGGAUCAUUUGUUCUACGUAGCUGACCCUGAAAAGAAUGAUGAGAAGGAAGAAAUUCUCUGCAUUUUAGAGGAAGGCUUCAAAACAGCUGAACAAUAUAAGGCUUUGGACAUAGAGAGAGCUAUACCUUUAUCCAAUAGCCUGAGUGUGACUGAGCAGCCCAGAAUUGAACACACACUGCGCUGGGCCAGCCAAGGUGAUUCCAAGCACAGCACAGACACAAUCCCCUUCAGGCACGGUCAGAUUAUUGUUUCCAAAGUGUUUGUGGGCCACAGCACGCCUAUCCGAGAGGGAGAACCGUUGGACAGAAGCAGAUAUCCCAGAGCCUACUCUGUGUACCGCAAUGUGGAAGUCAAGCACAGAACUGCAAUAAGUGAAGAGAGACCCUGCUCCACCAAAACACACACUGGUCCUGAGUGCAGUCCCCGACGAAGACAGUGGUUUGUGUUUGACCAUGAGCUUGUCCUGCCUGAGUACAUCAUUUCUUUUGAGUACAUCACCGGGGAUGAAGAACAACCACACAGCACAGGCAGAGGUGACGGUCCCUCCAACGAUAUCAUCCUAGACAGGGAGGUCCUCAACAUGGAACCUGUGCAGAAGCCACAGCCCAAGCUGUUGAGCUUGGAUGACAAAAUUCUGCUCAAUGUGGCCAGAGCCAAUGUCCUCAGUCAAAUUACUGUGCUGAACCUUCAUGGCAACAGUUUGAGUAAAAUAAAGGAGAUUUCCCAUGUCACAGCUCUGCGGCAUCUUACCAUCAGCUUCAAUGAGUUCACACACCUGGAUGACAUUUCUCACAUGCCCAACCUUGAGUUUUUGGACGCUAGCUAUAAUCGCCUAGUGACCCUGGAAGGGCUGAAGAGGUUGGGGCAGCUCAAACAGCUAGACCUGCGCUGGAACAAGUUGACCAAGGCCAGGGAGGACACAGCUGUACUGAGAAAACACACACCUGCUCUGCUGAAGCUUGACACCAGAUACAACCCCUGGAGCAGGUCUGAAGCAGUAAGAAUGACCAUACUGGGCCGUCUAAUGACCCUCACACACCUGGAUGAUACGAUGGUAACAGAGGAGGAGGCUGCCUAUGCUCUUCAGAUGGCCACUGGAUCCAAAAUUAACCAGGCAUCUCUUCUAGCUCACUCAUGUACCACCAGUGAGCGUCCCCGCAGUCUCAGCUUGCUGUCAACAGCCCAGCUCCUAUGUCUUCUCAGUCCAGCACCCUGGGGCCUCGACCAAGAGCUCAAGCUAGACUGGACUGCACAGAUCUCUGCCCUAAACCUUGACAACCAGAGGAUUUCCAAACUGGUCAGUCUGAAUAAGCUAGUCAACCUCCGCUGGGCUUCCUUUAAUGAUAAUGACAUUUCCAAAGUGGAGGGUCUUGAUGGCUGCUUGAAGCUGGAGGAACUCUCCCUCAACAACAACAGCAUAGGCACACUCAGUGGCCUGUCAAAGCUGCAUUGCCUCAAUAAACUGAGUGUAGAUGGGAAUCAGCUGUCUAAUCUGGAUGCCUCAGUCUUAGAUCAGCUGCCCAACCUGUCCUUUCUGUCCGUGGAGAACAACUGUAUCAGUUCCCUGCAUGGUAUCCAGAGAGCCCGCUCCCUUCUUGAGCUCUACAUCGGCAACAACCAAAUUUCUACGUCGCGGGACAUCUACUAUCUGAAGGGAUUGACAAACCUCAUUAUUCUGGAUCUUUACGGGAAUCCUUUAGUGGAGAAACUGGAAAACUAUCGGAUUUAUGUGGUGUUCCACCUACCCUCCUUAAAAGCUCUGGAUGGCAUUGCAGUGGAGGUAACUGAGUGUGAAAGUGCAAAGGAUAUGUUUGGAGGAAGACUAACCCCAGACAUGGUAGCAGAGAAACUGGGCCACUCAAAUUACACAGACAUCACCUACCUCACCAUACAGUCCUGCUCCAUUAGGAUGGUUGAUCUGUCUCCAGCAGACCUGUUCUGUAACCUGCGUAGUGUCAACUUAGACCACAACAACCUCACCUCUUUCUCGGGCCUUAUUUACCUGCCCAACAUCAAGGCUCUGUGUUUGAACUACAACCACAUUGAAUCCAUCCUGCCCAGACAGAAGACUCAGGCUUCUCUGACCAACAGACAGAUCCUGUAUAGCAAAGUUCAUUCCAGUGGUUACGGCCAACAGAGUCCAUCCAAAGGCAAAGGGGAAACUGGGCCCACUGGCAGCCUGGAGCCACUGAUGGGCAGCCUGGAGGUGCUGCAUUUGAGUCACAAUGGCAUCUCCAAUAUGGCCAAUCUGCAGCUCAGCAGGCUCACCAAUCUUAAAGCACUCUUCCUCCAAGGUAACGAGAUCAGCCAGGUUGAAGGAUUGGAGGGGCUUCACCAACUCAGAGAGCUUGUGUUAGACAGGAACCGGAUCAAAGCUCUGGCCGAUAACUCUUUCAUAGCACAGAAUGUCCUGCUAGAGCUGCACCUAGCAGAGAACCGCAUCCGGGAGCUCAACCAUCUUGAUCCUUUGAUUGAGCUCCGCAAGCUCUUUCUUGGCAUGAACAAGCUGCAGGACACCACAGAGCUUGACAAACUAGAAGUUCUUCCUUCGCUGACAGAGCUCUCUAUUGUUGGGAAUCCUGUGGCCAAAAAUUCUCAACACAGACCAGCAAUAGUGCUCCGUCUGUCUCAGUUACAGGUCCUGGAUGGAGUGAUGGUCACCCUGGAGGAAAGGACAAGGACUGAGCUCCUCAAUGCUGAGACAUCAUACCCUGGAGCUUCUCUUCCUGCCACUGAAAUAAACCUACCUGGACUGCUACCCCUUAUGCCUCGAAACACCCCUCUAAGAGGAAUGACCAUAAGUGGAGGACUGCAGAACUUUGUGCAUGGGCACGAUAUCCUGCCAGGUCACAUGGAUGAGGCCCAAUCUCAUUACACAUACAAGUACAAGAAGCACAAGCACGGUAAUGCUGUUCGUAGCGGCCAAGCUGACAUUACCUUAAGACACAUUCGAAGAACAGGAAGCAACCUGCCAGCCCAAGGUCUUCUUCAUGAUGGGAACAGAGUCAUCAUCACGUAUCCCGGCCAGGAGCAAGACAGCAGAUUUCCUAAUGGUGGCAAACCUCCACCCAUGUAGCAGCCAGACAAGGUGGUGCAUACAGGUGAAAGGUGAAACAAAUGUGAACACAUGCAACAGCCAUGACUGUCUUUAGUCCUAUAUCAGUAUUUUGGGACAUCAUAUCUUGAAGGUGGCAUAUUUGUAAGCAUUCUGUAAUGUAUAUCGGCAUCUGGACAUAUUUGCAUAUUUAAUGAGGAAAAAGUCAGAACAUAAAGCAAUUCAAGUGCCUUUAGUUUGGUGACAUGGCAAUAAACAACUUUCUGUAACUGUUAACAUAUCAUUAAAUCGCCCUUGCUACUAUUAGUUUAAACGAAAAUGUUUGGAGUUCAGGAAAAUUAGGCUACUUGAAGGUUGCAUGUAGUGCAUCUCUUUCAAAUGGAUUCAUAAUGACUGUGACCUUAUUUUUUAUCCACAUAUGUGGAUCACUAACCAUGGUAAUCUGAGGAUGAGAGGUUUUGGUGUAAUUUCUACUGCUAUCCCAUCUUUGGCCUCAAACAAGUGGAAAAAAAAAAACACCCACAGAUGUAAGGGCGUGUGAGGCUGGCAUGCUGCUUCCACGGGGUCAGAUGCAUCCCCAACAAGUGGAUAAUCCAGCUUUAGCACACCUCUCUGUGGACAAUAAUCUGCAGCCACUCAGAUAAAGAUGUAAUCUUGAACAAGGUCCAAAUGGAUUUUCAGAGAUUGUCAGUUUCAUCAUGUUAGCCUCUUUUCCAAAAGCCCACCGCUGUUUCGACUAAUAGGCAAAUCUCGUGUGUUGUAACUGGAAACAGUAUUAGAGUGACUUGAUAUUUAUGAUGUUAGUUCUGAUGAACAUGAGAUUAUAAUCCUUCCGGACUUGCUGUCAGUUUAGUCUGGUAGUGCUGUAGUUAACACACCAGUCUAAGCUUUAAAUGUGGACUAUACAGCAUAUAUUAUGUGAUCUGAUACCUUUAUAUUCUGGGAACUCUAAACUGAUCAUUGUAUGAUGAAAAGAUUAAUGCUGCGUUCACAUGGAAUCAGGCAAACAAUCGACGGAUAUCAUUUUAGGGAAUGAGAGCAUGUUGGUAAAAUUAGGUGAGGCCAGCAGAGACUAGUAGACGGCAUUGCCAUUCAGAGUUAAAAUAUUUCACUUUUUGCCUUUCUCCACAACAAAAUUUACAACCAGGUGUUAUGUAGCUCCUUCACAUGAGGCAUUUGGGAAAAUUUGUGGACAUUACUGGAAUAAUUACGUAAAAUAAUAAACACACAAAAUAAUUGUAUUAAAUAUAUUUUAUUCCAAUCUUUGUAAACAAUACGACAUCACCAUCGCAACAUAUCGACGUGGGGUUUUAUUUUUUACCAUCCUGCCAUUCCAUUGGACUGAUUGAUGGUUUUAAACGUGCCGUCCAGAAAGUAUUGUUCAUGUGCUGUCUACUGUCUGUCUGAUUCCAUGUGAAUGCUAAGUUAGAAACGACAUCAGCCUCCAUCAGUUGAACACUGUUGUUAUGUUUCUCAACAACUUCUUGUAAAGUUUAAUUAGUGUUAUUUAAACUCUACUGAACUUUUUUAUUAUGUGUACUACUUAAAGGUAUACUGUACAGGAUUUUCCUUGGGAAAAAAACAAUGUAUAGGGUCACACAAAAGUCAUUUCUGUCAGUUAUCACUUGUACGAUGUAUGUACAUAUUUUCGUAUUUUCUUAAUAUAUUUACUGUGUUCAGGAUGUUCCUGGACACAGUGGGCAGGUGAGGUCAUGACUUCAUGGACACAGCGCCAAAGCUAUUAAAAACACAAAGAUA
Epinephelus lanceolatus (giant grouper) is the source of this 6461-nucleotide messenger RNA. The record is from RefSeq and is a predicted model, not a curated record. NCBI's taxonomy places the organism in Eukaryota, Metazoa, Chordata, Actinopteri, Perciformes, Serranidae.